This is a messenger RNA of Tyto alba (common barn owl), 3132 nucleotides long. Its product is annotated as SLAIN motif-containing protein-like. Gene Ontology annotation, cellular component: microtubule plus-end. The coding region runs from base 159 to 2138 and encodes 659 amino acids. The record is from RefSeq and is a predicted model, not a curated record. Gene Ontology annotation, biological process: microtubule nucleation; cytoplasmic microtubule organization; positive regulation of microtubule polymerization. Lineage: Eukaryota; Metazoa; Chordata; Aves; Strigiformes; Tytonidae. The transcript is spliced from 9 exons.
GGCGGCGGCGGCGUCUCCCCCUCCCGCCGUUUGCGAUUGAGGGUCCGGAGAAGGCGGCGGCGGCGGCGGGGGGGGGGGGGCGGCCGGUCGGUCGGUCGGUCGGUCGGUGGGUGUUUGCCCACCCGUGGCCGCGGCAGCAGUGAAGCCGUGCGUUUUGGAUGAUGGUGGUGCCCGGAAGCGCCCCGGUUAUCCAGCAGGAUCAUGCUCUGGAGCCUGGCUUAGGACGAGACUCCACGGAGAACUCUGCCAUGGGCCCUGACCCCGAGCCGGCGCCCGCGGAGGUGGGCCCAGAGCUAGAGGAGGUGCGAAAGCUGCGGGAGCUGGUGAGGAGGCUGGAGAUGGAGAAUCAGCACCCGAGAACGAAGGGUAGCAGGGGCGUGCUUGGGACAAACGUGCAGAGUGAGAGCCAUACUGGUGUGGAUAACCACGGCUCUGGUCUUAAUGGGAUGGAAAUUCACAAUAGCAUCAAUGCGAUAACUGAGAAGCAAGAAUUGCAAAUCAUGGCGGAUCUGCACAACCAGUUGAGCAAAAUAAGAAGGGAGGAAGGAGAGCACAACUGCUUCAAAAAAGACAUAGGUGCCCAAAUGCAAUAUAGCUGCAACAGUGCCACUGAGGAAUUGUCUUCCAGCGUGUGUGAGGUGGAAACGGAGACCGGUGAUCGCGUUAGGUGUUCUUCACGUACGGAUACAAGUAGUAGCACAGAGCUUGUGGGAAACUUGGUCAUUGCAGGUUUUGAUUCCUCAGUUAAAAUAAACGAACAAAAUCCCAAUGCAAAAUGUGGAGAUCUAGAAGGUCUUUCGAAUAACACAGACCUGGAUGAAGUGAAAGUGUUAGAACUUGAAAAUUGCAAUGAAGAAGAAGAUAGCUGGCUCUAUGUGUCCCCGAGAAAAUCUACUACAGAUCAGAAAACGGCCUCACCUUUAAAAUGGUGCCGGCAGGUGUUGGAUAAUCCCAGUCCCGAGACAGAAGCAGCCUGCCGAACUCUUAUAAACAGACUUGAUCAAGCCAGUAGAUGGAAAAACCUGUAUUGCAGUCCAUUGGCAUCACCAAGCGCACAUAAUUUGAAUACAGAGACAGGCUCCUGUAGCAAUGCACUAAACUCUCCCGGGCAUCUCAAAUCGACUAACAAAGCACUACUAACCUGUGGCAGCUCAGGUUACUUGAGCAUGCAUUCUGCACUGAGCUCUCAGUCGUCUGUGGACAGUGAGCUGAGCACGUCUGACGACUCCAUCUCGAUGGGAUAUAAACUGCAGGACUUGACCGACGUCCAGGUUAUGGCACGCCUUCAGGAAGAGAGCCUCCGCCAGGACUGUGCCUCCAGCUCCGCCUCCGUGUCCCGCCGCAGCUCCAGCGCUUCCCUUCACUCCCUGCGAAGAGGCACCUACAGCGACCAGGAGUUCGACACCUACAGCCUCGAGGAUGAGGACGACUACGACUGCUCCCUGUCGUACCGGAGCGCUCACAGAUACUCCCCGUCUCCGCUCAGCUCCCCCCGCUGCCAGUCCCCUUCCUCCAACGCCGACUACGGCCGGACACCCACGUCCCGCAUCCGCCCGCCCCGGAGAGCUGUGCAGAGCCCGAUGCAAGACCGGCUCAAGUAUGCGAACAGCGAAGAGGAGAUGCGCCACAGCAUGCCCAACCUGGCCAGGACGAGCCUCCGAGCUUUGGAGUCGGUGCGGAGCAGCCGGAGCCUGGAGUCGGACCUGCAGGUGCCGAGCAGCCGCAUCCCCAGAACUCAGCAGCGCUCAGCAGGUCUGGCUCCCAGUAAGCUCAGGUAUUCCUCCGGUGCUGGCCAGUCUCCCUUAACGGUGCGACAGCCGAUGAAAGCGGGGGCCUGCACAAACUCUCUGCUAACCCCCAGGCAGCCCGUGAAAGCCUGCAGUUACGCAAAUCCUGUUAGCGGGGUCCGAAAACCACAGGCACCUCCUCUCAGCACGGGCUCCUCCGGUAGCAGCGGCGCUCCCAGAGCCGGUAACGUGGGCACUGUGGCAAAAAAUUCCCCCAUGAAAGCCCGCACGUCCGUUGGGGGAAUCUCGGCGCCCAAGAGCAAGCCGACGCCACCCUCCAGGAGGUUUCUCCAGUCGGCACCACCCACUCAGGCCGUGGAGGAUGAUUCCUGGAAGGAUGGGUGCUACUGACCCCCCAGCUGCCCGGGGGGUUACUGGGAAAGAAAGGACGUUACUGGGAAAUGCAACUGGAGCCCCGGGGCACUGCACAUCCUUCCUCUUGUUCUGCCCCGAGCCCGAGCUCUCACCGGUGGAACACAGAACCCCUUUACUGCCUUUCCACCAUCCAAAACGUUACCGGAACACGAGUCUUCGCCCCGAAGACUGAAAAUAAGCCUUAUUUCCUAGAAACCUCGACUCGUAGCCCUUUUGGAAGGUUUGUCACGAAAAAACUUGUGAGCUGCUCCUGCGGAGGGUUGGUUGAAAGGCUGCUGGGGGUGGUGGGCCCAGCUGGACCAGCGCCUGCGGGAGACUAGAAAUAGCUGUAUAGAUGUUAGAAGUAAGACUUUUAAAAUUCAACCUGAUGUACUUUAAUAUUUGUCCGAAACACAACUGUUGGGUUGGUUGUUUUGUUUUUUGUUUUUUUUUUUUUUUUUCUACUUCUGUAUAGAAUGUAUUUCUGCUACUUUUUAUUGUUUGUUCUAGAAGAUGAAGCAGGUUUUUAUAACUGUAGGACACUCCAGGCUGUUGUACUCAAGCGUGUGCAUCACAGUUCACAAGUGAAGGAGCAGUACACAAUAUUUGUGUGGGUUUGUGAACAGGCAGGGGACAGGGGUUGCUAUUUCAAAAGGGCUGUUUACCAGCAUCUUAUCUCAGCUGAGGAAGCUAACACUGGUUAAAAGCAGACUUUUUAAACCCACCCCCCCCCCCAAACUCAUUUGACUUGAAGUGUUCCCCUUCAGUCUCGCUCCUACCUGCCCUGAUUUUUGUAGAAGUUUUCUGCCCUUUGGCGAUGAAGGAUUCUGUUUCAGUGUCCUUUUCCUCAGCGAGUGCCGGAUGCUGUGAAUACAGUCUUAGUACAGAAAAUAUGCACUGAUAGCAACCUUCUCCCUGCCGUCGAUGUGAUUUUGAUAGUGUAGUUUAAUAAAAUGUUAUGGUGCUGAAAUAGAUCUGCUUUAUUCAAACA